Molecule: messenger RNA, 1995 nt
Organism: Danio aesculapii
Lineage: Eukaryota; Metazoa; Chordata; Actinopteri; Cypriniformes; Danionidae
Product: zinc finger protein 595-like
Exons: 5
Coding region: 1-1515 (504 amino acids)
Source: RefSeq, a predicted model, not a curated record
AUGGGCUCGCUUCAGCGUGAUGACGUCAGCACUGACGCGUUCAUCCAGCGUCGAGUCUUCAGAGCUGAGUUCAGCUAUGUGAUUGUGAAGGAGGAGAGUGAAGAUGAGGAGAAGCAUCAUGUCAAAAGUGAAGAAGAAACUCAAUCAGAGACUAAACAUAGUUUUUUAGUGAAAACAACAGCCGUAAAAGGUUUCACCUGCACUCAGUGUGGAAAGAGUUUCAGGCGGGAACGCGAACUCAAGCGUCACAUGAGGAUCCACACCGCAGAGGAACCGUUUCACUGCACUGAUUGUGGGAAGAGUUUCAGACAAUCGUCUGCUUUACGAGAACAUAGAAAAAAAUGGCACGAUGUGAUGGUGAAGGAGGAGAGUGAAGAUGAGGAGAAACAUCAUGUCGAAAGUGAAGAAAACACUCAAUCAGAGACUGAAGACUGUUUAAUGGAAAGAAAAGCGGUAAAACACAUGCUGAUCCACACUGGAGAGAAAACACACAGAUGUGAUCAAUGCGGCAAAACAUUUUCAAGGUCUUCAGUUCUGAAAAGACAUCUUACAAUUCAUACAAAUGAAAAGCCUUAUUCCUGCUCUGAGUGUGGAAAGAGUUUUAGACAUGCGUCAUAUUUUAAAGACCAUCAGAAGAUCCACACUGGUGUGAGAGAGCAUGUGUGCUUAGAGUGUGGGAAGACUUUUUUUAGAGCUGUAGACUUGAAAUUGCACCAGAGGAUUCACACUGGAGAGAAAUGUUACAAGUGUUCACACUGCGACAAGAGAUUUUGUUGGUCGCAGUCCCUGAAAUCACAUGAGAGGAUUCACACUGGAGAGAAACCUUACAAGUGUUCACACUGCGACAAGAGUUUUGGUUGGUCGCAGUCCCUGAAAUCACAUGAGAUGACACACACUGGAAAGAAACGGUUCACACAACAAAUUACUUCAUUUUCAGAUGUGAUGGUGAAGGAGGAGAGUGAAGAUGAGGAGAAACAUCAUGUCGAAAGUGAAGAAAACACUCAAUCAGAGACUGAAGACUGUUUAAUGGAAAGAAAAGCGGUAAAACACAUGCUGAUCCACACUGGAGAGAAAACACACAGAUGUGAUCAGUGCGGCAAAACAUUUUCAAGGUCUUCAGUUCUGAAAAGACAUCUUACAAUUCAUACAAAUGAAAAGCCUUAUUCCUGCUCUGAGUGUGGAAAGAGUUUUAGACAUGCGUCAUAUUUUAAAGACCAUCAGAAGAUCCACACUGGUGUGAGAGAGCAUGUGUGCUUAGAGUGUGGGAAGACUUUUUUUAGAGCUGUAGACUUGAAACUGCACCAGAGGAUUCACACUGGAGAGAAAUGUUACAAGUGUUCACACUGCGACAAGAGAUUUUGUUGGUCGCAGUCCCUGAAAUCACAUGAGAGGAUUCACACUGGAGAGAAACCUUACAAGUGUUCACAUUGCGACAAGAGUUUUGGUUGGUCGCAGUCCCUGAAAUCACAUGAGAUGACUCACACUGGAAAGAAACGGUUCACACAACAAAGUUAAUUUUUGGUUUGUCGUGGAAGUUCGCAUAAUAUGAUGGGGUUCAUUUUGGCUCCUAAACCCAUUUGAGCUGCCAUUGCUCUGUGGUGAUUCUGCAGUCAGUGGGUCUGGAGCUCCGGCUUCUUUGACGUCUGGUUUCUUCCCCUCAAUUAAUUUCUGAUUCUGCGAUGUUCAGACAGGAGAACAACAUCCAAAACAGCAACACUAGCCACAUGAAUACACUGGAAACUGGAGCAGCAGAGCUGGUGCAGAUAUAUCCGCACCUGUACGAUCGCUCACGUCCUAUGAGUUUGCACACACCGGCAGUGCCCGAUUACACAAUCUAAUCCUGCUUAUAUGAAAUAAUCAGUCCUUCCAGGAUUUCAUGAGACUUUUUUCUUAUUUUUGUGGCCUACAAUGAUUGAUUUUGCUGCGGCUUUUCUUUAAAAGCUGCAUUAUUUUGCUGUAAAAAUAUACCACAGACAAAAGUCUUUAUUUAUAUAU